UCCUCCUUCUCCUCCUCCUUCUCCUCCUCCUUCUCCUCCGGAGCCGCUGCAACUUCCCCUCAGCCAGCCUCCUCCUCUGCUUGGGGACUGCAAAGGCAUGGGAUAGACCCAGAGCCACUUCUCUCUAUCUCCCCUCCAGCCCUUGCUCAAUGUUCCCCCUUUAAAUUAAAGUCUGUUCUUCGCUCCUCGUCGUUUUAGAGGUCGAUUUGUCAGUCGAUUUCCCCUGAUUUUAUUUUCCUUGCCUGGGGCAAGGGGUUUGAAGGGACCAGUGGCUUUAUUUUUGGGGAGGGGGCUCCACACCCCCGAAUUUCUCCCGUUCCGUCUGUGACUUGACUUCCCUGGUCCUCUCUACUCCCAACCCUCGAACUCACCGUCCUGCACUCCAGUGACGCACCGACACCCCCCGCCCACAGUUCAGACGUCCCCUCCCUCGCUGCCACCGCGACCCGUCUCGGAGCUGGACCCAGUGCGGACUUCUCAGAAGGAUAUAUGUUGGGUAAAGGAGGAAAACGGAAGUUUGAUGAGCAUGAAGAUGGGCUGGAAGGCAAAAUUGUGUCUCCCUCUGACGGGCCAUCCAAGGUGUCUUACACCUUACAGCGCCAGACUAUCUUCAACAUUUCCCUUAUGAAACUCUAUAAUCACAGGCCCCUCACUGAGCCCAGCUUGCAAAAGACCGUGUUAAUCAACAACAUGUUGAGGCGGAUCCAGGAGGAGCUCAAACAGGAAGGCAGCCUGAGGCCUGUGUUCGCCCCCUCCUCCCAGCCGACCGAUGCGCUGAGUGACAGCUACCGCGAGGCUCCCCCGGCCCUCAGCCACCCCGCGGGCCCGGCCACGCACCCCUGUGACCUCGGAAGCACUACGCCCCUGGAGGCCUGCCUCACCCCGGCCUCCCUGCUCGAGGAGGACGAUGACACUUUUUGCACUUCCCAGGCCCUGCCUGUGUGUCCUACCAAACUCUCACCUCCAGCCCUCCCGCCGGAGAAGGACAGCUUCUCCUCCGCCUUGGACGAGAUUGAGGAGCUCUGUCCCACAUCUACCUCCACAGAGGCCGCCGCGGCGACUGACAGCGCGAAAGGGGACGCCGCCGCCCAGUCCAGCCUCCAGAAACACGACGGGCUCCCCGAGGGCCGAGCCGACGAUUCCAGACUGAUGGAUUCGCUGCCUGGGAAUUUUGAGAUCACGACGUCCACGGGGUUUCUGACAGACUUGACCUUGGACGACAUCCUCUUUGCAGACAUCGACACGUCCAUGUACGAUUUUGACCCCUGCACAUCCUCGUCGGGCACGGCCUCAAAAAUGGCCCCUGUGUCCGCCGACGACCUCCUCAAGACUCUCGCCCCUUACAGCAGUCAGCCCGUUGCUCCGAGUCAGCCUUUCAAAAUGGACCUCACGGAGCUGGACCACAUCAUGGAGGUGCUGGUCGGGUCUUAAGGCCUGGUGGCGGCCCACCAGCCCCGUGAGUGUCGCUGCGCCCUGACAGCUCUGGCACUGUGCAUGCACCCUCGCUUGCCUUUUUCAGAGAAGAAGAGAACAUUUUACAAAAGGAUCACACUAGUUUUUGCUUUGAGCAGAGUUGGAGUGCCUUCAUCCAAGUAUGACCACUUUUAAUAUGCUUUUUUUGAGUGGUUCCUCAGAGACCUACUACCUUGGAAUAGGAAAGAAGACAUUGGAAGACAAUGUUGCUAUGCUGAAUGGCAAAACAAACAGUUCAAGUGAAGCACAAGGAAUAAGUUGGAAAAGCUGUAAAUUGCAUGUGCAUAUUUGUCUAUUUUUUCUAUAAGUUUUAUUGCAAGAGGUAAAAAGAAGAAAAAAUAUAUAUAUUAUUUAGAUAAUCUCAGUACCUUUUCUGGCAUUUUUGCCCUGUAUAGGUUGACUUGGCAAUUCAGCCUUUUUAGAGGCAUUAACUAUUCCUCCUAAGUGUUGCAUUUACAUGGCUGUUUAGAAACUGCUGCCCAAAUUUAUUUUAUAUUUUUGUACAGAUUCUGCAGUUUAUGAUAUUGUUUUUCUAAAAACAAAUGCUGUUUAUACAUAUGAGAUAGCUAUUUUGAUAGGAUUUGCUCACAUAGUUCCUGCAAACUUCAGAUGUACAAGUUGCACUUGUACUUUUAUAGAGUUGUAAUGUUUUAUAUGUUUGGUGCAAAGAGAAAAAUUUGAUCAAAUCAAUUCGCAAUUGAUGUUCCCCAAAUGCAGACAUGCGGACAUUCUCUCUCUCUCUCUCUCUCUCUCUCUCUCUCUCUCUCUCAGUGCUUUAAGAAAGGGCCAGGCAAUAUCACACCCAAAUUUCACAGGCACCAACCCCUUGGCAUGGACACCCACCAGCACUGUGACUUCCAAAGCCAGAGCCACGUCAACUCAUCAAACUUGCAUUAAGCAGUUGGCAGGAGGUGGCCAUCGAGCUUGGGGUUUAAGUGGUGGUUGUCUUUCGCUCAGAGUACUCACUGUGUUUAUGCCAGGUUGGCGCUUUUCAUUGUUUUGUUUUUUGACAAAACCCCAGGUCUUUCCUUUUGGGCAUAAUUUUUGUGAUGACCUGACAUUUCACAUCCAAGCGAUUUUAUGAAAAGCAACCAACAUCUUCAUGGAACUAAACCCUAUUGCAUUGCUAGGGCUCGGCUCGUAAAGAAGAAAACCUCCCCCACCAGGCAUCCGUCCUGUUGCUCAAUUGUCUUUCCCUGCUUCCCUUCCCUAGAGCUUUUGUUCCUCUGUUGCUAAGUGCUGCAAAUGGCAUCUUCAGAUCACCACAGUGAGCUCAGCUCACCUCAGCCCAGCCUGGGAUGCUCUCUCAUAACAUCCGUGGCUGGAGUGGGCCCCGCUAAGUCACAGCUUCCGAUCUGGUUGCUUUCUUGAGUCAACUGCUUCAACUAUUCUUUACAAGGCUGUUUUACCCAAAUACACAGACAGGACUUGCUGUGCAUGUUUCCCCUCUUUCAACCCAUCCCCACCCUCAGCCCCAGCCCCAAGACACUUGAGAAAUAGCUUUUUAUUCCUAGUGGUGUACAUUUAAUUUUAAAAUGUUUGCGACGUAUCAUGCUUGUUGCCGAAAUUGUUUAUGGCCUUUUCGUUUCAGUUUUUUUCUUUCUCCCAAUGGUACUUUAGCUGGUUACAACCUGUAUUAUUGAAAUGCAGAUGGCUUCUUUAGGAAUAACUUUUAUAUUUAUUUAAGAAUUUUUAAAUUAUGGGAUUUGUGUUGUUGUUGUUGUUGUCUUUGUUGUCCGUCAUUUGUCAAUAUUCAGUCACCAGUUCUGCUCACUUCUUGCCAUGGAUAAAAUUGAGUCUUUCUGGCCAAUUGAAAAAGACAGCUUUAUAAAAUGGCACUUUAAACAAGCCAUAGAUAGUUUUAUUUUUAUAAUGCACAUGGCAAAGUAAAUAUAUUUGUGAUGAAGGAUCUGCUCGUCUAAGCAAAAGAUUCAUGUAUAAUAUGAUUAAAUCUUCUUGCAUUCUAAUUUACUUUCUCUCCCCGCCCCUGCCCUACCUCCCCCCCCCAACUUGAAUGUGUUUUUAAAGGCUAAUUGUCAACUCUGCAGCGCAGUGAGAAACAGAUCCCAUUGCACUUGUUCUCCUACAAGCAACCUGCACCCGGUAACCUCUCACUGCUAGGAUACGUCGUUUCCUUUGAUAGGACCAGGGACCAGCUAGUUGAGGUGAGGGUUGUUGUCGAUGCUUCCGGUGUCACUGUGCCUGUCCACUUUAAGAGCAUCCUUUCCCUGUAGAGAACAAGUCUGCCCAGACGCCGUGCUUUUGAUAACUGGAGGACCUGGCGAGCGCAGGACAUGCCGCACACGUCCACACGCAUCCACACUCACAAUGGUGUUGAUUAUUCCGAACAAUAACAGGGUAAGGCGCUUGAUUUGCCAUUGUUAAAAACUGAUUUACAGUAACUUAGAACAACGUACUUUGGUUGGAUUAGCUAAUCAUGUGUUUAAACAAAUCCCAUAUGUUGGGCAACAGUUCAAAUAAGCACAGUGAAGUGUUGCCCACACGUGGGUCUCUGACUCUCUCGUGUUUGGAAGGCUGGGCUCCAGAAUCAAAACAAAACCCCCAGCAACAGCAGGCAGAUGCUUUUUUAAACUCUGGACACCCUUACUGUAGAUUCUCCAUAUUCCAGAUCUAGGGAGGAAAACACGAGAAAUGAGUGGCCUGUUUCAAAAAGAACAAACCCAUCAAGUGUUCGAGGUAUCUUUGUGUCUUCACUUUACGAAGCCAUGUCCCGACAGUGAGGGGGGUGGACGUGCAUCGCAGAGCCUUCCCCUUCGUAAAGGACAUUGUGUGGUGUUCAGAGUCGGGCCGGCAGCGUGAGGUGCCUUCCUGAGGAAGCUCUGCUGGUGGGGCUUGGGAGAGGACAAUUAUUGACAGUGGUGUGCAAUGACGUGACAAGAUGAGAGCAGAAUAAUAAGAGCUUUGAAUUUGAAGUGAUUUUUUUUUCAUAAGUUAUUUAUUCCUUUUUUUUCUGUGUAAAUAUAUUUAUUUUACUGUGGAGCUCUAACAACAUCUGGAUCGUAACAUGUGCAGAAUGUAUGGUAGGAAUGUAUUCUCUUGUAGGAAUGUAAAUCUGUAUUAAAAGGGGCUGAGCCAGGCCCCCCCCCCCCCAGGUCUUCUCAUCAUAUGCACAGUCCACAUUCAUUUUUACUCUCUUCUCUAAUAUGGGUCUAUUUGAAAUAUGCAAAAGGUAUGGGUGAGGGAUGUUUCAAUACCUCCAAAUUUUUAAGAAAAUCAAGCAUCAAAGGGUUGAUAUUUUUAACUAUUUUUUAGUAGCACUUUCUCUUGCUGACAGAAGGGGCAAUCACACUGACACCCGCAUUCACACCACAGGGUGAGAACUAGCCACAGCCCCGCACACCCCAGUGUCUUUCUCAACUGAGCGUUUUAUCGCCAUGACCCCUUGGAGUGUCCCAACUGCCCUGCGGUCAAUCGAAGAAAAGUUCUUUAAUAAAUAAGCUCCAAAGAGCCAAAGUAUCAACUUACAGAUCAUUUUUAAAGCUUAAAUUUAUUAGCCACCUUUGUGGUAAACAAUAAAUUAUGAAUACCACAGGGCAGCCUUCUUAAAUGACAGAAGUGAAAAUAAAAUAAACGAGAGACUCUACUUUGUGCAGCAAUUGUUACUCUCUCUAGGAAUUGUCUUAAUUUCAAAACCUUGCUGUUACAAAUUGGACCUUUUGCUGAAAAGAGCAUAUUUAACCUGUUCUGGCUGUGAAUGGUUAACUUCCUAUAACUGCCAGGGGCAGCGAGGUGCGCCCUGCUCGUGAACCAUUGUUUCCAGUGCUUCUAAGAAAGUCUGAAUGGCUCUUGAAAUUUAGCCAAGAUCAAAUGCUAAUGCAGGCAAGGCCAAUACAAAAUUUGGACGUCUUUUGGGGAUAACACGUUUGAAAGAGAAGUGCGAUCCAUUUGAGCAAACAACCAAGAUUUUGGAAAAGCUGUACAUACUGAAAUGUUUGGUGCGUGGUUUUGAGGAGGGCUGUUGUCGAAAAAAAGGAGGUGUAACCUUUCCCCCACAGACCUGAGAGCUGUGCCUUUUCUAUGCAAUAUUACAGACGUUACAUCGGAAACCAGAUGGCUGUACUCACAUGUAGGUUUGGGCUGUAAUCUAAACAAUUGGACAGAUUAAAUGUACAUGGAAAUGAGCAGUCUUACUUUUGUAGUUUUAUAUUAUACAAUAAACAGUUAAA
This is a messenger RNA of Condylura cristata (star-nosed mole), 5660 nucleotides long. It is a transcript of the gene SERTAD2, whose product is annotated as SERTA domain containing 2. The coding region runs from base 490 to 1431 and encodes 313 amino acids. The transcript is spliced from 2 exons. Gene Ontology annotation, molecular function: transcription regulator activity. The record is from RefSeq and is a predicted model, not a curated record. Gene Ontology annotation, cellular component: nucleus. Lineage: Eukaryota; Metazoa; Chordata; Mammalia; Eulipotyphla; Talpidae.